AAUGGCCAAGAAACAGGUUAUAACAAACGUCAAAAUAUUGAGAUAUUUGUUUAUGUUCAUUUAUUUAUAAUUUACGCCCUGAGACUUUGACGAAAAUCGUAUUAAAAAUGAACGUGAUAGGAGCCGUAAAGGCUUACGUUGAUAAAAUGACGGACGAAAGUGAGCCAGGAAUGAAAGUCCUGCUAAUGGACAAAGAAACAACCAGUAUUAUAAGCAUGGUAUACAGCCAAAGUGAAAUACAGCAAAAAGAGGUAUUUUUACUAGAAAGAAUCGACUCUCCUAACUAUGCCAACUCCUCAGGUCUCAGAUACCUUAAGUGUUUGUGCUUUUUACGACCUACACAGGAAAAUAUACAGGCUCUGUGUACUGAGCUGCAAAACCCCAAAUAUGGAGCCUACUAUAUUUAUUUUUCAAAUAUUGUUGCAAAGGCUGACAUAAAGAUGUUAGCCGAGUAUGAUGAGCAAGAAGUUGUUAAAGAAGUGUUAGAACUGUAUGUGGAUUACCUUGCUGUCAAUCCACAUUUAUUUUCACUGGGCAUACCUUCUUGCAUGGAAAAACUGUCCUGGAGUAGAAAUGCCUUGCAGAGGAGUGUUCAAGGUCUUGUUUCUGUAGCCUUGUCACUCAGGAAGUCUCCUAUUAUCAGAUACCAAGCUAACUCAAAGUUAGCAAAAGAACUGGGGACUCGUGUAGAUGAUAUAAUGAAUAAAGAAUCAUCCUUAUUUGACUUUAAACAGGCAGGCCACAGUCUACUUAUAAUUUUAGAUAGGCGAGACGACCCGAUCACACCAUUACUCACACAAUGGACAUAUCAAGCGAUGGUUCAUGAAUUAAUGACUAUUAAUAACAAUAGGGUUAAUUUAUCCAGUUUUUCAGGUGUUCCCAAAGAGUUAUCUGAAGUGGUUCUAUCAGCCGAACAAGACGCAUUUUAUGCAAAAAAUAUUUUUAUGAAUUAUGGAGAAAUUGGACAAAAUAUUAAACAGCUCAUGGAUCAAUUUCAAGCCAAAGCAAAAAGCCAUCAGAAAAUCGAAAGUAUUGCAGAUAUGAAGAGCUUCGUGGAAUCGUAUCCGCAAUUUAAAAAGCUUUCCGGCAAUGUCUCCAAACAUGUCACAGUAGUAGGCGAACUGAGCUCCAUGGUACAUAAAUAUCAUUUGCUUGAUGUUUCCGAGGUAGAACAAGAAAUGAGCUCACAAAACGACCACUCUCAUCACUUAAGCAGCGUAAAAAAAUUAAUUCAAGACGAGAAGAUUCGCCACCAUGAUGCUGCGAAAUUGGUCAUGAUUUAUGCCUUGAGAUACCAGAACCACAGCAACAAUGAGACAUCUACUCUGAUAGAAUUAUUAAGAAAAAGGGGGAUAUCAGAAAGACUUCUUAAAGAUAUAGUUUAUUUACUUGAAUAUGCCGGGUCACAUGCCAGACAGAACAAUCUUUUUAAUGCCGAAGAGGCUGUCAAAAUUACAAAAAGGUUCUUUAAAGGUUUAAGUGGUGUCGAUAAUGUUUACACGCAACACAAGCCUUUGCUCCACGACAUUUUGGAGGAUCUUGUCAAAAGCAAACUUAAAGAUAUGUUGUAUCCAGUUGUAGGAAAUCGUUCUAGUGGGUUUAGGGCUCAAGAUAUAAUAGUUUUUAUAGUGGGAGGUGCCACUUAUGAAGAGUCACUGACAGUGCACACUUUUAAUAAAAGUUAUCCGAAUUUCAAUGUGCUUCUUGGUGGCACUACCAUUCAUAAUUCGAACAGCUUUUUGGAAGAAAUCGAAAACGCUUUUAGAGGUGAGGAUAUGCUGUCCGUAAGGAAGCACACUAAACAUUUAAGGAACGUUAGGUUCAACUGAAAAAUCUGAUUAAGUGAAACAUUUACAUUCCGCAAUUCUUUAUUUUAUAAGCCAAAUAAUUAUUUAUUGUUCUACUGCAGUAUGUUUAUGUAAGUUAAUACAUAUAAAUAUUGUUAUAUAUGUA
Molecule: messenger RNA, 1953 nt
Organism: Anthonomus grandis grandis
Lineage: Eukaryota; Metazoa; Arthropoda; Insecta; Coleoptera; Curculionidae
Gene: Vps45
Product: vacuolar protein sorting-associated protein 45
Exons: 4
Coding region: 108-1829 (573 amino acids)
Biological process (GO): vesicle-mediated transport; intracellular protein transport
Cellular component (GO): Golgi membrane
Source: RefSeq, a predicted model, not a curated record